AGCUUAGGAGCUCCUAAAAUAAAGAUUGGUGCAUCAGAUUUGGGUAGAUUAAUAAAAUGUGACAACUUGCUGAUACAAAACAAGCAAAUACUAUGUAUCAGCCAAAGCCGCAUGAAGUAUCCGAGUCUGAGGACAACUCUGACAUCUGUGAAAGCUAUACAACUGUCUGCAGAAGCAGCAGCUAUUGCAGAUGUAGAAGAUUCAGAAGAGACCAAACCAUCUGUUGUGAAUAAUACUCAGCUCAUUCCCAAGUCCUCUGAGGUGGAAGCACUUAUCAAUGAGAUCACUGAUUCUCCAUCGAUCGCAGAGUUUGAAUUGAAACUUGGAGGUUUCCGCCUAUAUGUAGCGAGGAAGUUAGCUGAGCAAAGUAGUCCACCACCUCAGCAAACCCCGUCUGUGGUGGCUGCAAGUGCAACUCCUGAAACGAUUACAACAAAUGGCUCAGCGACGUCUUCGUCAUUGUCUGUCUCAAAGACAUCAUCUUAUUCAGCAGACAGACCGCAAACACUUGCUAACAAAGCUGCUAAUGAGGGUUUAGUGAUUCUCCGAUCUCCAACGGUCGGUUAUUUCAGGAGAUCCAAGACCGUGAAGGGGAAACGACUUCCUACAAUUUGUAAAGAGAAAGAUAUAGUGAAAGAAGGUCAAGUUCUAUGCUACAUCGAACAACUCGGUGGCCAAAUCCCAGUUGAGUCUGAUGUUUCCGGUGAGAUUGUCAAAAUACUUCGUGAAGAUGGUGGUGAGGCUUUAUUUCUUUGUGUUGCUGAGCCUGUAGGAUACGACGAUGCUCUCAUCACUGUUCUUCCUUCGUUUCCUGGCAUCAAGAAGCUUCAG
Thlaspi arvense is the source of this 831-nucleotide messenger RNA. The record is from the annotation of a GenBank genome assembly. Lineage: Eukaryota; Viridiplantae; Streptophyta; Magnoliopsida; Brassicales; Brassicaceae.